This is a messenger RNA of Chiloscyllium plagiosum (whitespotted bambooshark), 4495 nucleotides long. Its product is annotated as nitric oxide synthase, inducible-like. Gene Ontology annotation, molecular function: flavin adenine dinucleotide binding; NADP binding; FMN binding. Gene Ontology annotation, biological process: nitric oxide biosynthetic process. Lineage: Eukaryota; Metazoa; Chordata; Chondrichthyes; Orectolobiformes; Hemiscylliidae. The record is from RefSeq and is a predicted model, not a curated record.
CGUACAGUUGGAGUCAGUGACACCAACACUGAGCUGUAAAACCGCAACUUUCCCGGUGCAAGAUAACCGCUUUGUCGUUGUCGGACCUUUCGUUGCUCGUUCGUUCAAGGAGAGGAGGAUAUCAGCAAACAAACAACAAAAAAAAAACUUCUUUCCGCUCAUCGCUGAAACAGAGUAAAGGAGACAUCGAAGCAAGAUGCUGUGUCCUUGGAGCUUCCUGCAAAGACCCAGGUACAGGGGCAAAUAUGAACCCGGGCCGAAACCAGCAGCGGACCUGAACAAUAAUGAAAUCGACACCAGCAAAGAGAAAAGCCUUAUGAAUGGGCACAUUCCGAACUUUAAGACCGACAGCGCAGGCUCUGAGCCGCUUCCCAUGAAAGGACCCAUGCGUUGUCCUUAUGCCCCAAAGUUUGUGAAACUGACCAACAUGGAGAAUGGGAGCAUCCUGCAGGAUACCCUGCAUCAGAAAGCAGUCAAGAACAUGCCAUGCCAAUCUUCCACCUGCAAAGGCUCUGUAAUGACUCCGAAAGCCAUGACCAGACAAACCCGAGAUAAGCCCGUACCACCAGAGGAAAUCCUGCCUCAGGCUAUUGACUUCAUCAAGCAAUAUUAUGAAUCCUUCAAAAGCCCCAGAACCGAGGAACACCUGACCCGAAUCGAGGAGGUUACCAAAAGCAUCACGGAGACAGGCACAUACGAUCUGACCUAUGAGGAGCUGGUGUUCGCAUCCAAGCAAGCCUGGCGCAAUGCCCCUCGGUGCAUUGGCCGUAUCCAAUGGUCUAACCUCCAUGUGUUUGACGCUCGGAAAUGCACCACUGCGAAGGAGAUGUUUGAACACAUGUGCACCCACAUAAAGUAUGCAACCAAUGAUGGAAAUUUAAGAUCCACCAUCACCGUCUUCCCUCAAAGGACUGACGGAAAACAUGACUUCAGAAUAUGGAACAGCCAGAUGGUCCGUUAUGCAGGGUACCAGUUGCCUGAUGGCUCUAUCAUUGGAGAUCCAGCUGGAGUUGCAUUCACACAGGUGUGCAUUGACCUUGGCUGGACCCCCCGCUUUGGACGCUUUGAUGUGCUUCCUUUAGUCAUUCAGGCCAAUGGUCAGGAUCCAGAAAUAUUUGAAUUUCCACCAGAGCUCAUCCUUGAAGUAGAAAUUGAGCAUCCAAAGUUUGAUUGGUUUAAGGAAAUGGGUCUCAGGUGGUAUGUUCUGCCUGCUGUGGCCAAUAUGCUGCUCGAAGUUGGAGGUCUGGAGUUUCCUGGUUGCCCUUUCAAUGGCUGGUAUAUGAGCUCUGAGAUUGGUGUUCGAGACUUCUGUGAUGUUCAGCGAUACAACGUACUAGAGGAUCUUGGAAAGAGGAUGGGAUUAGAAACAAACAAUCUGGCGUCUCUGUGGAAAGACCAAGCAUUGGUGGAGAUCAACGUUGCUGUGCUCCACAGCUUCCAGAAAAAGAAUGUGACGAUUAUGGACCACCACACGGCUGCAGAGUCCUUCAUGAAGCACAUGGAGAAUGAGUUCCGGCUCCGAGGAGGCUGCCCCGGGGACUGGGUCUGGCUUGUCCCACCCAUCUCUGGAAGCAUCACUCGAGUGUUCCAUCAGGAGAUUCUGAACUACAUCCUCAGCCCCUUCUUUUAUUAUCAGGUUGAUGCAUGGAAGACACACAUCUGGCAUGAUGAAAGCAAGAGACCAAAGAAAAAUGAGAUCAAAUUCAAACAUCUAGCAAUGGCGGCGCUGUUCAGCUCUGUUCUGAUGCGAAAGACCAUGAUGAAAAGGACAAAGGCUACAAUCCUGUACGCAACAGAAACCGGAAAGUCCGAAACCUUUGCCAAAAAGCUGCGCACCUUGUUCAAUGGCGCCUUCAACGUCAAGGUUGUCUGCAUGGAUGACUAUGAUCUGAAUGACCUGAGUCAGGAGUCACUGGUCUUGGUGGUGACAAGUACCUUUGGAAAUGGAGAUUCACCAGGAAAUGGAGAGGUGUUUAAGAAAUCCUUGUUUACAAAGAAGCCAUUGAAACCAUAUAAAUUCAGCUAUGCCAUCUUUGGACUUGGCUCCCGCAUGUACCCACAGUUCUGUGCAUUCGCCCACACCCUCGAUAAGAAGCUGGCACAGCUCGGGGCAACUCAGUUGGCCCUGACAGGAGAAGGCGAUGAACUCGGUGGCCAGGAGGAAUCCUUUGUCGACUGGGCCAUCACCACUUUCAAGACGGCCUGUAAAGCCUUCCACGUGCGUGGGAAGGUGGAGCUGGGUCAAUUCAAAUCAGCAACCAAGAGUGACGUGUGGGAUCCCAGCCGCUACAGAUUCGCAACAGAGACAAGGCCUCUGGACCUGUGUGCAGCUCUUUCCAAAAUGCAAGGAAAGAAAAUUCUGCCGAUGAAGUUCAAGCAGAAGAAGGAUCUGCAGAGCUCCAAGUCCAGCCGAUCCACUAUUCUGGUCGAACUAUCCUGCACAGACACCAAGGAGCUCCAGUACCUGCCUGGGGAACACAUUGGAGUUUUCCCUCAGAAUCAAGAAGCUCUCGUCAGUGCAUUGAUCAAAAGGCUCAAAGAGACACCGAGUUCUCACCAGUGUAUCCAAGUGGAGGUUAACAAUGGCAAUAGCAUCAAGGACUGGAAGGUGGACGAGAGAUUACCGGCUUGCAGUCUCUCGCAGGCUUUCACCCACUUUCUGGACAUCACCACCCCACCCGGCCCUCAGCUCCUGAAGAAGUUCGCCCAGUUAGCGACAGACGAGUCAGAGAAGAAUCGACUGCUAGAACUGAGCCAGAAUUCCCAGGAGUAUGAGAAAUGGAAAUCUUUUAACAAUCCCAACAUCCUGGAAGUCCUGGAGGAAUUUCAGUCCAUCCAAUGUCCUGCCUUGUUCCUCCUCACACAACUCAUGCUGCUGAAGCCCAGAUAUUACUCCAUCAGUUCAUCCUUAGAUAUGAACCCAGGAGAAAUCCAUCUGACAGUCGCUGUGGUCAACUACAGGACUAGAGAUGGCGAAGGCCCUAUGCACCAUGGCGUCUGCAGCACCUGGUUCAACACACUGGGAAAGGAUGAACUGGUUCCAUGUUACGUGCGCAGCACCGCGGGAUUCCACCUGCCAAAGAACCAAUCAAAGCCCUGCAUUCUGGUUGGCCCAGGAACAGGAAUUGCUCCAUAUCGAAGCUUCUGGCAACAGCGACAGUAUGACUCUGAGAAACGAGGAAUUAAAGCUGGUCCCAUGACUUUGGUGUUUGGCUGUCGGAACUCAGAGCUGGAUCAUAUUUACAAAGAAGAAACCCUUGCACUUAAAGAUAAAGGCAUCUUGAAGGGUGUUUACACAGCUUACUCCAGAGAGCCAGGCAAACAAAAGACAUACGUACAAGAUAUUCUUCGGGAGCAACUGGCCUCUGAAGUCUACAACAUACUGCAUGAAGGGAACGGGCACAUCUACAUCUGUGGUGAAAUCAAGAUGGCACAGGAUGUCACUGAAACUCUGAAAGGCAUCAUUGCUAAGCAGGGUGGCAUGAGCAUUGAGGAUGCUGAGGAAUUCCUCACAAAGCUGAAGAACCAGAAGCGAUAUCACGAAGACAUCUUUGGGGCAACAUUUCAGAAAUAAUGGUGCACCCCCAAUACGGAACCAAAAAGCACCAAAGAGACAAUUGUGCCAACUGAUACGAACAUUGAAGGAAAAUUUGCAUUAACAAGGCUUGACUCCUGUCCUGUGCUUAUUAUGUAUCUGCUGGCCAACGUAUGGACCAAAAUGAAUCAAAUUUUUAUUAUAACUUAUAGCAUUCAAUUUCAUAUUCGCUUUUACAAACACAAGUGGAAAUCUAAAGACUUUUAAAAAAAAAAUGCACUUUUACGUUUUAGUGAAGUUUUGAGAGAGUUUUUCUUUUCCUUUUUUAAGUUUGCAGUUGCUAAUUUCUGGAUAAUUCAGGAAAUCUGUGUUCCAGCAGAAGAUCAAAGACUUAAUAGUGUCAGAAACUGGUUUGGUCAGGGAAGCAUAUCAUUGGAAAAUGUCAAUCAAUGUCAGCCAUUUCAGUGUCAAUACUAAUCAAGCCAGAAAUAGAUUAUUUCCUGGUCCUUGACACUUUCCAAAAAUGGCUUUACAUGACAGCACCCCAAAAACAUUUGGAACAAACUAUUGUGACUUUGUUACAGAAACAGAUACUGUUCUUCUUAUUGAUUUUCUAUUUUCUGUGCCUUAAAUAAUAUCAUAGCAUUGCUGAACAUGAAUUUUGGGCAGCGCUUAUGAAAAGCUUACAAUUUAAGACCAAAAAUUCAAAUUAAGCCAGUGGAAGGCAGGUGAGUCUGAUACUUGUUUACAACAGCCAGAAUGUUGCAAGAAUUGGCUGGUGAAGUCAAGUUUUACUAUGCACUUUAAUGUAAGAACACAGUGUAAUCGAGAGGGCAAUAUCCAGUAUCGACUGACAGAUUGAGACUGGCAAAGAUUUAGGGUGAGAGUGGCAGCUGGCUGCUAUCUAUGUAACUAGCAUUUGAUAAAUUAUGAGGUUUAAUAAAAUUAUAUGAAUUGUUA